AUGCAUGUCGCAAAAGACGCCCUCGUCUUUGUCAUCGUCCUGGGCAUAGCCAUCUUUGCCUCUGGCGUUGGAAUCUACUAUUUUUAUUCCCGGAAGCACCAGACGCAAGCAGCCGCGCUCAAGAACAACCAACACAGCUACGACGUCGAGAGCCAGGCCACGAUGAGCCCCAAGCAAGAGCCAAAGCCGAUGCUGUGGCGAUCCCAGAGCGAUGGUGGUCCCCGGACCGAGCAGCCAUCUGCAACCUGCGUCUCGCUGCCGCGUUCACAUAGCGCUGGCGCCAUGGUAGGGCUGGCCAGGCCGCCGCUGGCAUAUGUUGCGAGAUGGCCCAGGCCUGCGAAGCGUCCGAGGCCUGUGCUGCCUCUGGCGCCGGCAAAGUCCGAGGAUGGGCAUCCUUUGGAGAGCAAGGUCGCUAGAAAGUCGAGGUUCAUCGAGCAUCUCUGA
Messenger RNA from Pyricularia pennisetigena, 444 nucleotides. RefSeq lists its product as uncharacterized. The record is from RefSeq and is a predicted model, not a curated record. The transcript has 2 exons. Lineage: Eukaryota; Fungi; Ascomycota; Sordariomycetes; Magnaporthales; Pyriculariaceae. The coding region runs from base 1 to 444 and encodes 147 amino acids.